Messenger RNA from Siniperca chuatsi (mandarin fish), 3064 nucleotides. RefSeq names its product mitochondrial intermediate peptidase-like. Gene Ontology annotation, molecular function: metalloendopeptidase activity. The record is from RefSeq and is a predicted model, not a curated record. Bases 476 to 2578 code for a protein of 700 amino acids. Gene Ontology annotation, cellular component: mitochondrion. The transcript has 19 exons. Gene Ontology annotation, biological process: peptide metabolic process. Lineage: Eukaryota; Metazoa; Chordata; Actinopteri; Centrarchiformes; Sinipercidae.
ACUUUCGACAUAUUUGAUAUGUAGGCUACGGUUUUUAAUUAUUGUUAUUUAGCAACAUUAUAGAAAUGCAGCAUUAUUCCGAAUAAUAUACAUAGUCUCAUAUCCUUUCAUUUUCUGUGAAGAUGAGUUUCUUCAAUACGUAUAUAUAUAUAUAUAUAUAUAUAUAUAUAUAUUCUUAUUUUUUCACGAAAAUACCACCUGCUACGGUCAUUUAGAGUGGCCUUGAUAGGUAGCCAGGGAGCUAACAUGUGAGCAGCUUUGUCUACUGGACUGACAUGUUCGCUGUCCGUAACAAAAACAAACUGUUAGCAUUAAAUUUCCUUGAAGAGACAGGUUUAGACUAUAUUAACGUUAUUUACAUUUCCGGCUUUUGCAAACAGGUUAACAUUGAAGCUAAAGUUUAGCAUGUCCUCUGUCAGCACUAACUACAAGUUUUAGUAGACAUCAACAGGACAUACAGCAGAUUUAGUACAAAAUGUCUGCUUGUAAAAGGUUGCUUUACGUUGUAAAGCACAGAAGCUUAUGGACGCAUGUUCGGAGGAAUGUCACAACAUGGUCUCCUGUUGGAGCGGCGUUCAAUACCAAAACUCAGAGGAGGUUGAACCUGUUCGAGAAAAACGGGGGUUUGUUUGGAGUGCCAGAGCUGAGCUGCCCUGCAGGCUUCCAGGUAGCCACAAAGACCGCUCUCAAGAACACAAAGCGUCUGGUGGAAAAGGCUUGUUCUUGUUCUCCAGGGGUUGAGACAGUCGAGUCUUUUGACCAGCUGUCAGAUGGUUUGUGUAAAGUGGCUGAUCUGGCAGACUUUGUAAAAGUAGCACAUCCAGAUCCGGCGUUUCGUGAGGCUGCAGAGAAGACUUGCAUAGAGAUUGGCACGGUUGUGGAGAAGCUGAACACUAAUGUUGAGCUGUGCAAGAGCCUAAAACAGUUGCUGGACAACCCAGACAUUGUGGCUCAGCUGGACCCUGAUACGAGACGAGUGGCAGAGUUGUUCAUGUUCGAUUUUGAAAUCAGCGGAAUUCAUCUGGAUGACAAACUGCGGAAAGAAGCAGUUUCCCUUCACGUGAAGCUGUUGGACCUAAACAAUGAGUUUCUGGUCGGCUCUCACCUGCCCAACAGAAUUGCGAGGUCUGCAAUUCCUGAGCAUCUACACCUGCACUUUGCAAAUGAAGGGAGCUUCCUCCAAAUUGGGGGAUUACAUGCAGAUUCCCCCGAUGACUUGUUGCGAGAAAUUGCCUACAGGAUUUACCUCUAUCCAAAUGCAGACCUGAUGGAUUGUCUGGAAGAGCUGCUGAAAUGCAGAUACACACUGGCCAAACUGGUGGGCUACAACUCCUACGGACACAGAGCCCUGAAGGGAACGAUGGCCAAAACACCAGAGACGGUGAUGAGCUUUCUUCAGUUGUUAACAGACAAGCUGUCAGACAGAACAGCCAAAGACUUUAAGAUGAUGAGGGACAUGAAGAAAAAACUCAACCCUCGUAAUUCUGAGCUCAUGCCGUGGGAUCAUCCGUUCCUCAGUGGUGUCUUGCGUGCUGAGAGGUACAACAUAGAGCCCAGUCUGUACAGUCCGUAUUUGUCUCUGGGCGCCUGUAUGGAGGGUUUGAACAACCUCUUCUCUCAGCUGUAUGGUGUGUCCCUCAUGUCCGAACACCCCAGUGCUGGAGAGGUCUGGAGCGAGGACAUCCGCAAACUGGCUGUGGUACAUGAGACAGAGGGAUUAUUGGGAUAUAUCUACUGUGACUUUUUCCACCGGCCAGAUAAACCUCAUCAGGACUGUCACUUCACCAUCCGUGGCGGCCGCUGGAGCCAGGAAACAGGUCAGUACCAGCUUCCAGUUGUGGUGCUGAUGCUGAGUCUGCCCCACCCCACCAAGAGGACCCCCACCCUGCUUACUCCGGGCAUGAUGGAGAACCUCUUCCAUGAGAUGGGCCACGCCAUGCACUCCAUGCUGGGACGCACUCGCUACCAGCACGUGACAGGAACCAGAUGUGCGACAGACUUUGCUGAAGUCCCCUCCAUCCUCAUGGAGUACUUUGCCACUGACUAUAGAGUCAUCAGCCAGUUUGCACGCCACUAUGAGACUGGACAGCCUCUUCCUGAGAGUAUGGUUGCUCGCCUGUGUGAAUCGAAGAAGGUGUGCGGAGCUGCAGACAUCCAGCUGCAGAUUUUCUAUGCUGUCUUGGACCAAAUCUACCACAGCAAACCUCAGAACCGCUCCACCACAGACAUCCUGAAGGAGAUGCAGCAGAAAUUCUACGGCUUGCCUUAUACGUCCAAUACGGCAUGGCAGCUGAGAUUCAGCCACCUGAUUAGCUAUGGGGCCAAGUACUACUCCUACCUCAUGUCCCGGGCCGUGGCCUCAAUGGUGUGGAAACAGUGCUUCGUUCAGGAUCCUUUAAACAGGGACAUGGGUGAGCGUUACCGUCGAGAGAUGCUGGCCCAUGGAGGAGCCAAGGAGCCCAUGCUGAUGGUGGAAGGGAUGCUGCAGAGACAGCCCACCAUUGAGGACUUUGUGGAUGCGCUGGUGUCUGAGCUCAACCCGAACUUUGAGACCUUCAUAAUGGACUCUGAAAGCUGAAAGAUGCCUCUGUCGUCAUGGAAAUGGACUUGAACCUUUACAAGAUGAUGCAGCAGGGUGCACGCUCAUUCUUGCUAAGCAUCUUUACUUAGUCUGUAAAUGACUUUCUAGCAUUUUAUACAUGUAUAUUGCUGGGCUCUCUUAAAGUCACAUUGACUUAUUUGAUAUAUUUGGCUAAUUCUGCUGUCGAUAUAAGGUUAUAUGGUAAGAAUUAAAGACUUGCUACCAAACCCUGAAAACUCCUGAUUAUCUCUAUCUCUGUUAAUAUGGAUUGUUGCAGAUUGUGGUAAACUGUGUCCCACUCACAGACACUUUAAUGGUAUUUCAACAGUAACUUGUGCCAGGCCACAUACUGUUGAAUAUCAUAAAACAAUUUUGAGUUUGUGCAUGUUUUUUUUCACCUUAUGUCAGCACUCAACUUUGUUCAAAAUGCAAAGAAGAAUUUACUCUGUAAUGUAACAUAUCCCUAUAAAUAUAUUCAGUUCA